Messenger RNA from Ruditapes philippinarum (Manila clam), 2247 nucleotides. RefSeq lists its product as uncharacterized. The transcript is spliced from 12 exons. Lineage: Eukaryota; Metazoa; Mollusca; Bivalvia; Venerida; Veneridae. The record is from RefSeq and is a predicted model, not a curated record. The coding region runs from base 244 to 1929 and encodes 561 amino acids.
AAACAUUCCCUUCGUUAUUCACAAUUCAUUCUCUGACUAACGAACACUAUUUUGAAUUCAUGUUUUGGAUUUCCCCGACAACUUGUAUUAUGGUUGUUCAUUGUGUAUUUAAAUAGGCAUCGAAGUGAUUUAAAUUGCAUUGCGAAUAAAUAUUAAAUGAAUACAAUACAUUUAGUGGAAUACAUUUAAAUGAUGUGUCUCGUUAUAAACAGAUAAUUAGAUAAACAAAAGCAAGCAAGAAAUAUGAUUGUUUUAUUGUUUGUAAUAUUAGGUUGUUUUCAACUCUCAGCUGGUCAGUGUACGUUUCCCUCCGGAUUCAGCAGCAGCGUAUGGACGAGUACCGAAUUUGGUGACAUUACUUUUGGAACAAACGUGGCUGAGUUCUCAGAAGAUGGUACAUCAGCCAAUUGGACAUGCGAGGUGUCGUCUGGCAGUAAAUAUGUUCUCCGGUCAUUUAACACAGAUUUUUCAGAUUCACUAAACGCAAACAUCUAUUUUUACUACUGUUUUGAAUUUCAUCAGCAAGGGUCAGAUUCCUACAUUUAUUACCACCCUACAGCAUUGGCGGGUGAUAAGAGAAGACUGAUGUUGGCUAGUGAUACAACAACGGUUGAUGCAGCGUGUUCUGAAGCAGUGGACACUGCUGAAUAUCACGUGAUGGUUAGAAAAGAUUCCGCCAGCACUGUAAAAUAUUACUGUGCAAGCCCGUUGCUUGGUGACUUUUUAUACUCAUGUCCAUCUAGUUCGGAAAAUGGUACAUUAAAUGUGUGUGACUCAUAUUCUCAACAGACGCUAGCUUUCAACCAUUCACAGUGCUCGCCAUCGUCUCCAGUUCUAUUUUCUACGGGAGGAGUUUUAAACUGUGUCGCGAAGACUUCAGCAACAGUUUCGUCGGCUACGGUUUAUUAUCAAACCUUGUUUAACACAGAUGCCAGUGUUGAUGGUCUAACUACAUUUCAAUUCGUAUGUCUGGCAGUAACAGAGGAAUCCAACGGACAGGUGUCGUUCUCCUAUAGCCACACCUCAUGUAUCGCAGGACAAACCUCUUCUACCGCAGCUGCUAAUGUGGCAACAUUCGAACCUCUUACAUCAACUAAUAAAAGUUUAUGGAAAUCACGGCGGCCCUUUGCCUUAAACCGUUACUGCAUUGAUGAAAACGAAUUCAACUAUCACUGUAGGGCUAAUUACUGUUCACAUUUUCCAGCCAUAACAGAAUCAAGUAGCAGCGGCGCCAACAUCGCGUUGAUCGUCGGACUGGUUGUCGGUUUCCUCGUUCUAGCUAUCAUCAUUGGACUUCUGAUCUUCUAUUUCUGUUACUACAAGAGAGACCCGAACGCUGGCAAACCUAUUAUAGAGAAUACAAAACCAAAAUUUGAAGACCCUGAAAAAGAUGAUAUCAUAGAAGACUUGGAGCUUGUGGACACAUCCUCUACACCAGUGACACGUGACGAGAUUACAUUCGAAGCGAUGAGUCCCAACAUACUCGCUAACGGCAAAUGGCCGAACGGAAAUAGGCUAUCAAUGAGUCCGAAUGGCAUUGUACCAAGUGGCAUGACAAAUGGUUCCGUGCGCAGAGACUCCGGUAUUGACAUGUCCGAAAGGUCAAGUGAAAGACCCAUGCCUAGAAUAGGAAUAAACGCUGCAAAGGAGUCGAUGGUGAUUUUCAACGGCGAUGAAAAAGUGAUAUCUGGGAAUGACACCAGAAUAGUUCCGAAUGAGAAUCCGAAUGCACGGACAUUACGAAUGGAUAACUCAAUGGCCGGAGAAGGGCCGCUAACUCUGCAAGGACUUGAUAAUGAAGAAUAUGAUGAGUUAGGGGAAUUGACUCAUAGAGAAAGCAUGCCCUAUCCAUCAUUGCCAAGAGAAAAAUCUAACCUGAUGCCACCAAUUGAAACAACAGACCCUGAAAAAGAAAAGGAGGAAAUGUAAAUCAUUAUAAAUAAUGUAAAUACAAUUAUUGUUUGUAAAUAAAGAUCGGCAUUUUGCUAAUUACAAUACAUUUCUGGCUACUACUAGUGAUAACUUUUUUUUCUAUUUUUGUUCAAGUAAUAUGUAAAUUAGCUAUAUUUUAUAAGUACAUGUUAUAAGUAGAAAUGUGUCCUUAUCUACGUAGAAAUAUAUACGGAUAUGUGUUUUAAGUACAUAAUUAUAUGCUUAUAAAAUGAAUGGAUAGAUUGUUUUAAACUUUUAAAGCGUAUGUAUAAUAUAUUAUUGUAAAUAUGUUUAAAAUACAUUUAUCAAACUUUG